UAAUACAACACCUCCAUAGUUAGUUAGUAGUUUGAUUAAAGUUGAUGAACCAUGAAGCUGUUUUUCUUAUUUCCCUUAACUCUCUUCUUCUUAUGUACCACAGCAUCCAUUUAUGAACACCCACUAGAUCCUUUAACCCCAUCCGAGUUCAAGUUGGUUCGAACCAUAGUCCUAAAAGCAUACUCAGCCACACCCCCCACACUAACCUUUCAAUACAUUGGCUUGGACGAGCCAGACAAAGCCUUGGUCCUAUCAUGGCAAUAUUCAAACCCCAAAACCAAAGCCACAAAACUGCCACCACGUCGAGCUUUUGUCAUCGCACGUUACAAAAAGCAAUCCCUUGAGAUCACCGUUGACUUGUCGAAACGCUCCAUUGUCUCCAGAAAAGUCCACACGGGCCAUAGCUUCCCCAUGCUCACGUUCGAUGAGCAAGACUUUGUGGCGGAGCUGCCUCAUAAGUAUAAACCCUUCAUCGAGUCUGUUAACAAACGAGGCCUUAAUAUUUCCCAUGUUGUGUGCUCGACUUUCACGGUGGGGUGGUAUGGGGAGAUAAAGAGCAAACGCACGUUGAAGCUUCAAUGCUUCUACACAGAAGGGUCUUCAAAUUUGUUUGUGAGGCCGGUGGAGGGUAUUACGGUGGUUGUUGAUCUUGAUGAGAGAAAGAUUGUUGACUUCAUUGACAGGUUGAGUGUUCCUGUGCCCAAGGCUGAGGGGACUGAGUAUGUUACUGCAAAGCAAAAACCUCCAUUUGGACCAACUUUCAAAGGAGCUGCUUUUCUUCAACCAAAUGGACCAGGAUUCAAGAUCCAUGGCCACUCUAUCAGUUGGGCAAACUGGGAGUUCCACGUGGGAUAUGAUAUUCGAGCUGGGCCAGUGAUUUCGCUAGCAUCAAUUUAUGAUAUUGAACAGCAUAGGUAUCGCAGAGUGUUAUAUAGAGGAUACAUAUCAGAGUUCUUUGUGCCAUAUAUGGACCCAACUGUGGAUUGGUUCUACAAGACCUACCUUGACAGUGGUGAAUUCGGGUUUGGCCAGUCCAUGGUGUCACUUGAGCCUUUCGCUGAUUGCCCAGCCAAUGCUGCAUUUUUGGAUGCAUAUUUUGCAGGAGAAGAUGGCAUACCAGUCAAAAUAUCAAAUGCAAUUUGUGUUUUUGAGAAGUAUGCUGGGGAUAUCAUGUGGCGACACACAGAAUCAGAGAUCCAUGAUGAAGAGAUAAGGGAGGUUAGGCCUGAUGUGAGCCUAGUGGUCAGAACUGUCUCUACCGUGGGCAACUAUGACUACAUCAUAGAUUGGGAAUUCAAGCCAAGUGGAUCCAUAAAAAUGGGGGUUGGUCUGACAGGAAUAUUGGGUAUUAAAGGAACAUCAUACACUCACGUGGAUGAGAUAAAGGAGGAUGUCUUUGGAACAUUACUAGCAGACAACACCAUCGGUGUGCACCAUGAUCACUACCUCACAUAUCAUCUGGACCUUGACAUUGAUGGAGAAGCCAACUCCUUCAUGAAGACCAAUUUGGAGACCGUGAAAAUAUCAGACAAGAGUUUGGCAAGGAAAAGUUACUGGACUGUGGUGCGUGAAACUGCUAAGACGGAGGCUGAUGCUCGAAUCAAACUUGGUUUGAAGCCAUCAGAGUUAGCAGUUAUAAAUCCCAACAAACAAACAAAGCCUGGAAACAAGAUGGGGUACCGUCUGUUCCCAGGCACAGUGGGACACCCACUUUUGGUCACAGAUGAUUAUCCACAAAUUAGAGGUGCCUUCACCAAUUACAACGUGUUUGUUACCCCUUAUAACAAGUCUGAGAAAUGGGCAGGGGGGCUUUAUGCUGAUCAAAGUAGAGGAGAAGACACUUUAGCAGUUUGGAGUUUCAGAAAUAGGAGCAUUGAAAACAAGGACAUAGUUCUGUGGCACACGGUGGGGAUUCAUCAUGUGCCUUGUCAGGAAGAUUAUCCAAUUAUGCCUACACUGAGUGGUGGAUUUGAGCUAAGACCAACCAAUUUCUUUGAGAGAAAUCCGGUCCUUAAAGCCAAACGACCAAAGCCUGUGCGUUUGCCCAAGUGCAAUUCUCAACCUUAGUUGUUUUUUUUAAGUCUACUUUUUGGUGCCCUUAAGCUGAAGGACCCCCACACGAGGGUUCUGUUCUGCCAUGCCGCAACUGGUUCUUUUAGAAACGUCAAGUUGAGUUGAUUUUUCGCUUUUGCAAUAAAAUAAUUGGAAACUUUGCUGUACUUCAGAAUUACAUUCCAAUAAAAUAAUAGUAUAUAGGAACAUUUUCUGUAACUUCAUUAUUGGAGUUAAGAAGCGCUUGUCAGUUGUUAGAAGAGGUGUGAUAAGGAGCGUUUUUAUUAACAUUUCUUUAUUUAAAAUGAUAUGUAUGUUUAUCUGUUUGUUUUUUUA
Molecule: messenger RNA, 2388 nt
Organism: Cajanus cajan (pigeon pea)
Lineage: Eukaryota; Viridiplantae; Streptophyta; Magnoliopsida; Fabales; Fabaceae
Product: amine oxidase [copper-containing] alpha 2, peroxisomal
Biological process (GO): amine metabolic process
Molecular function (GO): quinone binding; copper ion binding; primary methylamine oxidase activity
Source: RefSeq, a predicted model, not a curated record